AUGGCCGACAUAUAUACCGCUGCAUCAGAUCGUCCUGUAGAGAUCAAGACCAAAAUAAUAUGUACUAUUGGUCCAAAAACCCAGUCGGUCGAGAUGCUUGGAAAGCUUGUAGAUGCUGGCAUGAAUGUUGUCCGCAUGAACUUUUCUCAUGGAACUCAUGAAUACCACUUGAAAACAAUCAACAAUGUACGCGAGUUUGCCGCUUCUCAAAAGGAAAAGAAGCCUGUUGCCAUCAUGUUGGAUACCAAGGGGCCAGAAAUUCGAACUGGAAAGCUGGUUGGUGGCACAGACAAGAAACUGGUAGCAGGAGCUACCUUCACCUUCCACAACGACGACACUAUAAUCGGUGACGAAACCCAAGUGUCAACUUCCUACAAAUCUCUUUGUACCUCCGUACGUGCCGGUGAUCGAAUCCUAGUCGACGAUGGUCUUAUCGGUAUGCAAGUCAUAUCCACAAACCACGAAACCGGCCAUGUCGUCUGCAUCAUUGAAAACGGUGGUCUCCUCGGUGAAACAAAGGGUGUUAACUUGCCUGGUAUCACUGUCGACCUACCUGCCAUCACGGAAAAGGAUGCAGGUGACAUCAUGUUUGGUGUCAAGAAUGGAAUUGAUUUCAUUGCUGCCAGUUUUAUUCGAAAAGCUGCUGAUGUACAUGAAAUUCGAAAGCUGAUUGUGGGACAGAAUAUCAAGAUUAUAUCAAAGAUUGAAAGUCAAGAGGGCCUUGAUAACUUUGAUGAAAUCUUGGCUGCUUCUGAUGGUAUUAUGGUCGCUCGAGGUGAUUUGGGUGUGGAAGUUCCUGUUGAAACAGUUGCUCGAUACCAAAAGAUGAUGAUUCGCAAAUGUAAUUUUGCUGGAAAGCCUGUCAUCACUGCCACGCAAAUGCUGGAAUCUAUGAUUCUGAACCCACGUCCUACUCGUGCUGAAGCUACUGAUGUAGCUAACGCUGUCUUGGAUGGUUCUGACUGUGUCAUGUUGUCUGGCGAAACUGCUAAAGGCUCACAUCCCAUCGCGGCAGUCGAAAUGAUGUUCAAGAUUUGUCGUGAAGCUGAAGCCGACAUCAACUAUUCGGAAUUAUAUCCCACUCUGCGACGUCAAAUCCGUCUGCCCAUCUCCAUCUCUGAAGCUGUUGCAUCUAGUGCAGUCAAAACAAGUUGGGAUGUUCAUGCUGUUUUGAUCAUUGUGUUGUCUGAGAGCGGUAAUACUGCUCGCUCUAUUGCCAAAUACCGACCAAUUGCGCCUGUAUUGGCUGUGACCUCUUCUCCUCAAGUCGCUCGCCAAAUGCAAGUACUUCGAGGCAUCUUCCCAUUGGUGGUCGAAACUAUGUCUGGAACAGACAAUGUCAUUCACCGUGCCAUGCUUUGGGGCGUUAAGAAGGGAAUGGCUCAACGUGGUGAUCCAGUUGUGGUCACUUCUGGUAUGCUCGAACAAACAACUGGUUCGACAAAUAUCAUGCGAGUCGUCAAGUAA
Molecule: messenger RNA, 1467 nt
Organism: Synchytrium microbalum
Lineage: Eukaryota; Fungi; Chytridiomycota; Chytridiomycetes; Synchytriales; Synchytriaceae
Product: pyruvate kinase
Exons: 11
Coding region: 1-1467 (488 amino acids)
Biological process (GO): glycolytic process
Cellular component (GO): cytoplasm
Molecular function (GO): potassium ion binding; pyruvate kinase activity; magnesium ion binding
Source: RefSeq, a predicted model, not a curated record